Labrus mixtus (cuckoo wrasse) is the source of this 1900-nucleotide messenger RNA. RefSeq names its product natterin-3-like. NCBI's taxonomy places the organism in Eukaryota, Metazoa, Chordata, Actinopteri, Labriformes, Labridae. The record is from RefSeq and is a predicted model, not a curated record. The transcript is spliced from 2 exons. Bases 1 to 942 code for a protein of 313 amino acids.
AUGGUCCAGUCAUUAGCUAGUAAGUUCCCCUCUGGUGCUGUUUCUUUUUACAACAGUUACACCAAGCGCACUGACUACGUCUGCAAAUACGGGUGCUCUGCAGGCUUUUUUAACCCUAGUAAGGGGCUCCAUUGCCACUUUCCCUAUUCUGGGGAAGAACGUCUUGGCUACCCAUUUGAAAUCCUGGUGAACAAAGGCAACUUUGAGAUUUUGGAAUGGAAAGGUGAUUCAUGGGGUGGUGUGCCUGAACAUUCAGUCACGACUUGCUUAGGACAAGACGUAUAUGUUGCAAAGAACAAGUAUGGUCUUGGGAAGAUGCAUUCCAUACAUAAGGCCUUCUUCCUCCCCUGGGAGGGUAAAGAGUAUUGGUACAAGCAUUACCAGGUCCUGACCAUCAACAAACGGUUUUACAAAGAGAGCAUGUACAAUGUCAUAUACAACACAAAUGUAAAGGUUACAGAGCAUCCUCCACAGAUCAUGGUCCAGUCCACCAUCACCAACAAGGAGUGUCUUCCAGUUACGAAAACAUUUAGUCUCUCAAAAAAAUAUCAGGAGGAGAGAAGGUGGGACACCAGCACUGCCACUACGGCUGGGAUCAGUAGUAGCAUCACUGCUGAAAUCCCAUUCAUCGGGUCUUUGGGUAUCACACUCCAGACUGCGAUAACAGUGCAGGUCUCUUCAGGUGAAACCGUGACAAAGUCAACCACCUACACUGGUUCUGUCGAGCAAACCAUCCCUCCAAACCACUCCUGCAAACUCCACAUGGUUGGUCACAAGUACGAGGCAAACAUCCCCUUCACAGCACGCCUGCGACGCACAUACGAUGACGGGAGGACCACAGAGGUGUCAAUCAGCGGUACAUUCAAAGGUGUCAACAUGGGAGGAAUCCACACUAUUGUGGAUCGCUGCGAACCCCUACCCAAUGCCAGGCCUUGCCCCUGAAAAGCAAUGAGAGGAGCUUUUUAAGAUAUGAUAUAAAAGGGAAUGUUAAGUACUGAUCAAGUUUAAUUUAAAGAUCUACAGAUAAAUCUGCUUUUAUAAAGGGGUUUCAAAUAUAUAUUUUGGUUGUUGGUCUAUCUUCUUUUCUUGAAUAACUAUCAUAGAAAUAAUGAAAUGGAUUAUAAACAUACACAUUGUUCCAAUAAAAGUUUGAUAUCUUUGAGGUAUCCUGCAGACUCAUUUCAGAUAAUUGUUAUAUGGUCACUGCUUCAUGUUAUUAGUGUGCAGCGUUCCUAUUGGAUUGUUUUAGGACUGAAUUCCUUUAUUAUCAUUGCACACUGUACAACACAAUGCUAUACAUCUUUGAAAAAACAAUAACUGGCAGCCACACACAUGCAAAUCCAAAAUAUUUCCGAAAAUGAUAUAGACAUAAAAAGAUUAAGAAAGCAUAAGGGUGUGUUAUAGGACCAUUUGCAAAUAUUACUACCCAUAAAGUGUUAUGAUGCAUGAUAAUACUGACUGAUUUUAUUUUAGGUUAUUAAAAUAUAAAGGAAAUGUCACAUGCAUUUAAGAGAACUUGAGUUUGUCCUCAUGAGAUGAGCUCCCCCCUUGUUUCAAGUCAGCAGAAGUAUAGUUGAGUGUCUUCUUGUGUAACUAUCCGAGGAAAAGUAAAAUGGCUGACCAAUUUGUGCCUAACUCACAUUUUCAGUAACAAAAUCUGAUUUUGUAGAGCUUUCCCACAGACUCUUAGAUAAUACUUUUGAUUUUAUGGUUAGUUUUUAUUAUGUGCUUUUAAGCUGUAUUUUUAAGUUUUCAGAUUAUUUCCUUUCAAGUUGUUGGACUCAUCUUUAUUUCAUUUAACUAUUUUUUUAAGACUCUUAGAGCACCUUCAUCAUUCACACUACUUUGUAAACUGUAUGAUUCUGCAAGUUACAAUAAAACUUUAAUCUGUUACUCAUUA